Tarenaya hassleriana is the source of this 744-nucleotide messenger RNA. Its product is annotated as cytochrome B5-like. The transcript has 3 exons. Bases 114 to 530 code for a protein of 138 amino acids. NCBI's taxonomy places the organism in Eukaryota, Viridiplantae, Streptophyta, Magnoliopsida, Brassicales, Cleomaceae. Gene Ontology annotation, cellular component: membrane; intracellular membrane-bounded organelle. Gene Ontology annotation, molecular function: heme binding. The record is from RefSeq and is a predicted model, not a curated record.
AAGAGCAAACUCUUGUCUUUAUUUCUCUCUCCGUAUGCAAUUUUGGUUUUCUCUUAUCCGUAUCGGUAAAAAAUCAUCUGUUUCUGGUUGGGUUUCUGCAGAAGCAAAGAGAGAUGGCGAAAGUCAUUUCCUUCCAAGAACUUGCGAAGCACAAGUGCAGGAACAACUGCUGGAUUCUCAUCCAUGGAAAGGUUUAUGACGUCAGCAGCUUCAUGGAUGAACACCCCGGCGGCGACAAUCUUUUGCUGUCCGUAACUGGGAAGGAUGCGUCGGAUGAUUUUGAUGACGUGAGCCACAGUGAGGAGGCGAAGGGGAUGAUGAAGAGGUUUUACAUAGGUGACGUCGACAGACAGACUGUCCCCGCGACCAAGAAGUACGUCCCUCCAUGGAAGGAGUCGAAGACUGCUCAGUCAACGGCCACCGUCAAUGCCGCGUCAGCUAAAGCCUCCGGGUCCCACAAGAUGUUUCAGUUCUUGGUCCCUCUCCUCAUCCUCGGAGCCGCCCUCGUUUUCAGAUUCUACACCAAAUGACGGAAAGGAUUACGAUACUCUUGUUUCAUUAUAUUAUAUUCGGUGUCUGCGUAAUGUUACGUAUAUGGAUUGUGUUUGUAAUAAUGGACCGUCAAGACCUUGUUUUCGGCUGCUGUUGUUAUAGCAUACAAUUGAAACGAAACGUUGUGUUAUUAUGUGAUUGAAGUGUGAAAAGUUAAAACCAAGUCCGAUAUCGUUGUUGGGCUUUGAAUGA